This is a messenger RNA of Triplophysa dalaica, 6289 nucleotides long. RefSeq names its product ubiquitin protein ligase E3 component n-recognin 1 (gene ubr1). Gene Ontology annotation, molecular function: zinc ion binding; ubiquitin protein ligase activity. Gene Ontology annotation, biological process: ubiquitin-dependent protein catabolic process via the N-end rule pathway; protein ubiquitination. NCBI's taxonomy places the organism in Eukaryota, Metazoa, Chordata, Actinopteri, Cypriniformes, Nemacheilidae. Gene Ontology annotation, cellular component: cytoplasm; ubiquitin ligase complex. The transcript is spliced from 47 exons. The record is from RefSeq and is a predicted model, not a curated record. The coding region runs from base 50 to 5278 and encodes 1742 amino acids.
AAAAGAGCCAGGUCGUGUUGCUGUGGUUGUGCUUUACGGCAUUUGAAUCAUGGCGGAAUCACAGAGUGGUGAACUGUUAAGCACGAAAUGGCAGGAGGCUCCAAACAGAGGAGCUGCUAUACUCAGCCAUUUGGGUGAGCAUGUGCCCCUUAUUUACUGCCUGGAGGCUGAGCCACAGCAACGGGAGGAGGAGCAAAAGGUUGAGGAACACCUCCUUUUUCCCCUGGAGUGCUUUCUUUUUGGCGAGGACCCACAUGUUGGCCUAGAGAAGCUACAGCAAUGUGACAGCAGCUCAUUGUCUCAGCAAUGUGGGCGUGUCUUUAAAGAGGGCGAGACAGUGUACUCCUGCAGGGACUGUGCAAUAGAUCCCACUUGUGUACUCUGCAUGGAAUGCUUCCAGAAAAGUGUCCACAAAAGCCAUCGCUACAAGAUGCAUGCCUCAGCAGGAGGAGGUUUCUGUGACUGUGGAGACUUGGAGGCUUGGAAGACCGGACCAUGCUGCUCCCAACACGACUCUGGCACCUCAGUUGCUAUGGAAACGGAUGAGUGUACGUUAGAUUCAGCCCUUGAGGAACGUGCUCAGACACUGUUCCGGGUGCUGCUACGUUACACUGUAGACAUGCUGGUUUGGAAGGAGACUGAUGAACUGCAAGAGGAGCUGAAGCCAAAAGUCAAGGAAGACAAGUACUUUUGCGUGCUCUACAAUGAUGAACAUCACUCCUAUGAUCAUGUGAUCUACACACUUCAGCGAGCUAUCAGAUGCGACCAGAAUGAGGCUCAAACAUACACAGCUCUUAUUGACAGAGAGGGAAGGAGAGCAGUGAAGAGAGGCACUCUAAGGUCUUGUCAACAAGCUAAAGACAGUAUCAGGUCGAAUUCAGAGCAACUUACACAGCAACCUCUGCGGGUAGAGAUUCUCAACACCGCUGUUAUGGCUCAUCAGACCUUUUCCCUCAGACUCGGCACAUGGUUCCAGAAGAUUAUCGGUUACUCAGUUGGCCUCAGGCAGGUUUUCUGUCAGGUGGCUUUAGACCCAUGCUUUGACGGCAGUAAACUCAGCUUGAUCAGUCGAGUCAUGCUACACGACGCCGGACUUUAUAAAGGAGCCCGCAAGGUCAUCCAUGAGUUAAUUUUUAGCAGUUUACUAAUGGACACAGAAUACAAGAGGCAGUUUGCCAUGAAAUUCACAGAGCACUAUCAACAGCUUCAGGAGGACUUUAUUAGUGAUGACCACCAAAGAAAUAUAUCAGUCACAGCCUUGUCUGUGCAGAUCUUUACUGUUCCCACUCUGGCCAGGCAGUUGAUAGAGGAAGGAAACGUUAUAAAGGUGAUAAUAGACACAGUAAUGGAGAUGAUGAGGGAACACCUGGACAGCAACGGCCGCUUCCAUUUUCAGGGCUACAACUCUGACAAGUUCUUCCGGGUUCAAGUUAUUUUCCAUGACUUGAGGUACAUACUUAUCAGCAAACCCUCGGUGUGGACUGAGGAACUUAGGGUGAAGUUUCUUGAAGGCUUCCAUGUCUUUCUUUGUUUUCUUCGUUGUAUGCAGGGGAUGGAAGAGGUAAAAAGGCAGGUUGGUCAGCAUGUCGAGGUGGAGCCUGAGUGGGAAGCGGGGUUUACUCUUCAGAUGCAGCUACGCCAUAUUCUGGCCAUGUUUCAGGACUGGUGCUCUUCAGACGAAAGGGUUCUGUUGUUGGCCUUUCAAGAGUGUUAUCAGGUUCUAAUGUCCUGCACCAACCAGCCCUUCCGCAGCGAGCCAACCGACAGCUACAUGUGCAAGCAAAUCCUGCAUGCACGGCAAUACAAAGUCUCCCAGGAGCCCGUCUCCAUCCACCUGCCCAUCUCCAGACUCCUGGCCGGUUUAUAUGUGCUCUUGUGUCAGAACGGAGCAGUCCGGUACCUCCCCGACUUUGUGGAUCCUGCUCGGCUGAACUACAUCGAGCUGGCAGAGCAGCCACUGCACUGUAUAGUGCUUGCAGCUCAGGUGUGUGCCGACAUGUGGCGCAGAAACGGCCUGUCGCUGGUCAGCCAGGUGUAUUACUAUCAGGAUGUGAAGUGCAGGGAUGAAAUGUUUGAUAAGGAUGUCAUAAUGCUGCAGAUUGCUGCGUCCAAAAUGGACCCAAACCACUUUCUUAUGCUCAUUCUUUUGAGAUUUGAACUCUUUGAAAUGUUCAAUGGUAACUGCUCGAGUAAAGAUCAGGAGGUGCUGAAACAGUGGAAUAGGUUAACAGAGGAGAUGCUAUACCUGAUAAUCAUCAUUGUAGGUGAGCGGUAUGUUCCUGGAAUCAGUGACGUGUCUAAGGAGGAUGUGACUAUGAGGGAGGUCAUUCAUCUGCUGUGUAUUGAACCCAUGGCUCAUAGCAGCUUAGUCAAAAGUCUACCAGAAAAUGAAAGCAAUGAAACAGGACUCGAAUCUGUCAUAUCUAAGGUCUCCACCUUUAAGAAACCUGGAGUAUCAGGCCAUGGCUUGUACGGGCUAAAGAAUGAAUGGUUGAAAGAGUUUAACCCCUUUUUCUAUCAUUAUUCAAGACCUCAGCACAGUAAGGCUGAAGAGGCUCAGAAGAAGAGGAGAACCCAAGAGGGCAGUGAUAAAGCCCUGCGGCCCCCAGUGCCCCCUCCCUUCUGCCCAGCGUUCUCCAGUAUUGUGCGUCUGCUUUGCUGUGAUGUCUUCAUUCACGUUCUGAGGAGAGUUCUCCAGAAAGCAGUGGAGGACCGAUCCAACCGCUGGACAGAACCCAUGAUCCAGAGGGCCUUGCACCUUGUGGCACAGGCACUUUUAGAAGAAAAGACGCAGCUGCAAGGCAGCAAUCCUGAAGACGUGACUUUUGAUUUCAGUCUGAAAGCACAAAAAAUCGGUUCAGAACAUGGCAAAUCUUUGUUCCACUUCCUAUCCAAAAUGAAGUCUUUACCGUCUCUUGAAGCUCAGAAAGACAUGAUCACAUGGAAUUUACAGAUGUUUGAGGUGGUGAAGUGCCUUCGGGAGAAAUCUGGGCCCGUAGUUUCAUUUCCCAUCCAUCAGAGCAAGUCAGAGGAGUUGUUCAUCUCUGAGCAGAGUGUUCAUGAUAAAGAGAAAGUCGAGCGGAGGAGGAAAGCAGAGGCUGCUAAAGCGCACAGGCAGAAGAUUAUGGCACAGAUGUCUGCAAUGCAGAAGAACUUUAUAGAGUCAAACAAGAUGCUGUAUGACAAUGUACCUGAGAGUUCAAGUCAGAGCGAGACAACUGCCACUGUGGAGAGUAGAAUGGAUGUGGAUGACAGCAGAGUGGCUGUAGGACCUCAGCAGGGCGUUUGUUGCACAGACUGGGAGGCUUUGACCUGCAUUCUGUGUCAGGAGGAGCAGGAAGUUCAAGCUCAGGCACCUGCCAUGGUCCUUACCGCCUGUGUGCAGAGAUCUACCGUACUUACCCAGUGCCGGGGCAAGACACUCUCCGUCAAAGACCAGUACUACCCUAUAUUCAUGCCACCUGAUCUGGCUGUGGGCACACAUACUGGGAGCUGUGGACAUGUGAUGCACGCCACCUGCUGGCAAAAGUACUUUGAGGCCGUCCAGAACACCACUCGAAACCGGUUGCACGCAGAGCUGCUCAUAGACCUUGAGAAUGGAGAAUACAUGUGUCCCCUUUGCAAGUCCCUCUGUAACACUGUUAUUCCUCUGAUCCCUGUGGAGGCCAGACAUCUUGACUAUGACAGUGCUGAAUUAGUCGGUCAGCAUUUGACUCUUUCGCGCUGGAUUCAGAUUUUGAUUUCCCGCAUCAGAGGCCUGAAACCUGCACGAGAAGCAGAUAAUAAUAGUGAGCAAGGAGCAGAUCAGGCCAGUGCACUUUCUGUAGAGGAACAAGCUGAUUUUAGGUCAAUUCUCAGUUUUGGGGUUCAAGAACCGCCCAAGUUCUGUCGCAGUAUCACAGAGAUGCUGAUGGUCUGCGCGACCACAGUGCACAGGGUGGGUCUGCAGAUGGCCCCCAAUGACCUGUGUCCAUACGUGCCUGUUAUGUCAUGGAAUACGUGCGCGUACACCAUCCAGGCCAUUGAGAACAUGCUGCAGGAAGAGGGGAAAGCUUUGUUCGGCGCCCUUCAGAACAGACAGCUUGCAGGACUCAAAGCUGUGGUGCAGUUCUCAGCAGCUCAGAGGUUGAAGAGCAGUCAUGCUGUUGUACAGCAACAUUUCGCCGACAUGCUUGCAGUCUUGUUACCUGUCCCUAAUGUUGAAGACACACCAUCAAUUUUGGAAGUGGAUUUCUUUCAUUUGCUCGUUGGGCUGGUUCUGUCAAUUCCAGUGUUGUACCAGGAAGAGGCGGUUGACCUUCAACCCUCAGCAAUCAGCACAGCAUACAAUCACCUCCACAUAUUGCACUUGGUCACUAUGGGACACAUGCUGCAGGUUCUGCUCACCACACACGACUGUGCUGUGAUUGGAGGGCCCGAGGAGGGAGAUGAGGCUCAGGCCGCAGCAGCACUUUACUCUCUUGUGUCUCAACACACUGAUGGGUUGAGGUCCGGUGUUUCUGGCUUUACAGUUGCAGAGACGGUAAAAAGAGGCAUCUUUCCUUUCCUGCGCUGUGCCACACUGUUCUUCAGCUGCCUUACAGGAGUUCCCCCUCCAGAGGAACUGUCCAUUGUUGCAGAAUCACCUGAAGGUCAAUUGCCAUUCAUCUGUAGUUAUCUUGCUUUGCCCUGCAACCUGUUUCAACUGUUUCAGGACCACAGGGAUGUCAUUACCCCUUUAAUGAAAAGGUGGUGUGAAAAUACUGCUAUUUCAAAAGCUCUCAAAAGUGAAAUGCACAUCAUCAGGUAUCCUCGCAAAAGAAACCGAUUAAUAGAUCUUCCAGAGGACUAUAGCGUGCUGCUUAACCAAGCCAGUCACUUUAAAUGCCCAAACUCAUCAGAUGAUGAGCGCAAGCACCCGACUCUAUGUCUGCUCUGCGGGGUCAUGCUGUGCGCACAGAGUCCCUGUUGUCAGGUACAACUGAACGGGGAGGAUGUGGGAGCGUGCACAGCCCAUGCUGCCACCUGCGGGGCAGGAGUGGGAAUGUUUCUCAGGGUAAGAGAGUGUGAGAUUGUCUUGAUGGCCAGUAGGACUCGAGGUAGCCCGUAUCCAGCACCUUACCUAGAUGACUAUGGAGAAACAGACCCUCAGCUUGGGCGUGGAAACCCUCUGCACCUGAGUCCAGAGAGAUACCGCAAGUUGCUCAACAUGUGGCAGCAGCACUGCAUCUUAGAAGAAAUCGCCCGCAGCCUGGAGGUUCUCAAUGUUAUGUUUGCCUUUGAGUGGCAGAUGCUAUAAUCACCAUAGCGGGCAGAAGAACCGCAUGGCGCGGUAUGGGCAUGCAACAUUCUGUUAGGCUACGCAUGAUAUCUGCCUCGCAGUAAAGACUAAUAAAACUGCCCAACAUCUUUACGGACUGCUGUCACUGUUUUCCAGCAGACAUUGUUUUAUGGGUAGCCACACUGAAUAGGCCCGUAAAAACGAUUUACACAGUCAGCGUGUUUUCUGUGCUCUUUGGUUGCAGAGUGCAUCAUUUCAACACUUCGUCUUUGAUCAAUGUUGUGGUUUAGCAUUGGUUAGGCUCAGAAUGUAAAGAAAUAGUUGGGGUGUGAGGUUUGUGUCUCUAUUAAAUGCAAGUAUUUCCUUUUUUAUAACUCUGUAAAAUGUUUGCUGUAUAGCCUUUUUGCUGAUUUGUGAGUUGUAUUCAUGUAAAUAUUAUAUCGACACAUGAGGUUAGUGUGCUAAGAUGUGGUAAUAUGUAUUGUUUCAGGGUUAAAAGCUGUUUUGCAAGCUCCGUACUUAGGUGAAUCUUAUAGAAACUUGUUCAGGUCAAAUUUCUCUCCCAACUUAGGACCACUUUAAUUAUAUAUCACAAUGUCUCCCAUUAAAAUACACAUUUUUAUUUAUUUUGGGAGUUAAAAUUAAACAAGAAAUGUAUUUACCAUCAGAUUCACCUAAACUAUGGUCGGUACAUAAACAUGUAUAUAAAACAAUAAUGUAUAAUUAGAAGAAGCUUAUUUUGCUACAUAAAUGCAACAGCGAUUUAACAAAGAAGCACUGCAAGUCAUUGAUCACAUGCCACAAUGCCUGUUGGAUAAAUCAAAGUAUAUUCCACCCAUCAUGUAUUAAAAACAAGCCUUUUUCUUGAGUGACACUUUAAUCGGUGUGUUUAAUUCAGAGAAAAGACACUACACAACAUUUCUCACAUCAUUUGUUUAGAAGUUUAAUUUAGCACUCUGCUUUAAGCUGCUUAUUUACAAUAAACUACUGCGUGGCACAACACUAAUAAAGAUGUAUUUUUUAACUUUA